Molecule: messenger RNA, 5128 nt
Organism: Tribolium madens (black flour beetle)
Lineage: Eukaryota; Metazoa; Arthropoda; Insecta; Coleoptera; Tenebrionidae
Gene: rho-5
Product: inactive rhomboid protein 1
Exons: 14
Coding region: 740-5023 (1427 amino acids)
Biological process (GO): regulation of epidermal growth factor receptor signaling pathway; regulation of protein secretion
Cellular component (GO): endoplasmic reticulum membrane
Molecular function (GO): serine-type endopeptidase activity
Source: RefSeq, a predicted model, not a curated record
UAUGUAUGUCGCGUAGUCCUUCGACAAGUCGCGAUAUUUAUAAAUUUUUUUAGUUAAAUGGACGUUGAGAAAAGUGCUCUCGAUGUGUUUGACUUGUUGUAACAAACCGGAACGUUCGAAUUGCCCUCCCGGAGCGUUUUCGAGCGUCGCUCCGGAGGACGUCGCGACGUCCGUGUGAAUGUUUGACAGGUAUCUUGGUCGUCGUUGACGGCACGGUCUUUUGUUUUGAGGGUCGGGGGGCGUCCAUCGACGCCCUGUGUGUGCAAAUCAGGUAGUGGCGAAGUUAAAAGUGUCCAAAUUUGAGGCGUUUGAGUGGUUUUUGUGCGUCUAAUUUUGAGGGAAUUUCAACCCAGCGCCUUCGCCAUUUUGUACUGCUUUAGGCGUAUACAGGUCGUGUUGACACGGCGCCCCAUAUAAUACCAGGGCCGCAAAUUGACUCAAAAUCGACUCGGUGCCCCUUUUAGGGCCACUUGUGGGGGUUGGGGACACAGGGCCGAAAAACUGGGUCGGAAUUUCCUCGCGGUGAAAUACAGUGGAUUUUUACAUGAGUGACGUUUUAUGGAUAAGUGUGGGAUUAGCGCUGGAGGGGCCCUUUCAGUAUUAGUGAAGAGCAGAAGCGGCAUCGUCAUGUGGUAGGCGGGGCUGGGGGGUGUAGCCCCCCUGUAGACCUGGCGCCGCCAUCACGGAUCACCACGGCGACCGUCACAGAUGUCCUGACAGCGGGGCCAGGGCCUCCAGAAUGCCUGUGGAAGAAGAUUAUGGCAGAAGACAGAUUACGCUACAGCAGCAUGCUUCCCAGUCGCCGGUACCGCCGUCCUUGCAGUGUCCCGUUGGUUGUAUUUCUGCGCCUGCAGAUCAUCGCUAUGCAAGCGAUAAGAAUCUGCUUGAUCCUGCUGAGCGCUACUCAGACAGGUUCGGUUCGGAGCGCAGCAAUUCGGAUAGGCUGCCGUCGGGAGAACGGUACCAAGGGGUGUCGGAAAGGUACCCGCUGGGGGAGAGGCCUCAGACCUCCGUUUCGUCUGAACGCUUGCAGCCCGCCGAGGAACGAACGCAAUUCCAGACGGAACGAUACCAUUAUGCUACGUGUCAGAGGUACCCGGAAAGGUACACGCCCGUCGGUAGCCUCGAUAGGUACCACACGCACACUGUCGAUAGGUACUCGAGAACGAGCACUCCGACCGAUCGGUACCACACUCUGUCUGACAAAGACAAAACUAACGCUUCCGAUAGAUAUACACCCAUCGAGAAGUACCAAGGGGAGAACUUCAGUGCCAACGAUAGGCACAAUUCCGCGCAAAGCGUCUGUUCCAUCGAACGUUACACGCCGACGGAACGACACAGAAGUAAAUCAAGUGACAUGUACAAAAUCAGAGAGAGAUCAGCCAGUUCGGAUAGAAAAACUGAACGGUACCAACAGUACCAGAACAGGUACGACCAGUACGUUCCUGAACGUUUUCCCGCUAUUCCGUGUCCUGAACGGUUCGCGACGCAGGAACGGAACGAGCGUGUACCUUUCACUCAAGUACCUUACAUGGAACCACCUUCUCCAGCUCCGGCAAGCGAUAGAUUUGUACCACCGCCGCCUCUAUCCCCCGAGAACACACCAAGUCCCGACUGUUUUCCUAAUAACGCUUUUCCUUCUCCUACUAACACGGUACCACCCGCACCCGAACGUUUCAUUCCACCACCACCACUAUCACCUUCGCCCACAGAAAAGUACUCCCCUAAGAAAGUCGAAAGGUACGAAAAACAAAGGUACCCGGAUCGCUACGACCGGUACCACCGCAACCAAUACUACCCCCCAAAUGAACGCUAUCAUGUAAAUCCUGACCGUUUUGUCACCAACGACCGGUAUAUCCCACCCAACGCUCACAUGCCCGUCGAACGGUACGUUCCCCAACAGCAGGAACCCUACUACAACACAUACCAAUCGUACGAACGCUAUCCCAAAUUCAACGCAAACGACCCGUAUAUGCGACGCGAUUUAGCGUUCCAUUACCGCCUUCCGCUUCCUUAUUCCUCCAACCAGUACCAAAGAAUCCGGUACUCCCACAUGGGUACCCCAAACCGUGUUAAAUGUUGUCAGUACCAAGACGGGUAUCAACUAUCCAAAUCGAGUCCCGGUUCCAGUUCGAGCAGUUCAGUGACGAGUCAAGGCAAAGACCUCCACCAAAAAGAAGUACCAUGUGUCAACAACUCCAGUCUUCAAGAAAUGCAGUGCCAAAGCUACCAAACUUGUGCGUACCAACAGGAAAAGGGGACGCAGUGCGGCAAAGAGUGCGUCGGUUUUGUGUCGCCUAAUUUACGCGCGAAAGGACAAUGUCGCCACAGCAUCUGCGCCAGUCCUAGCGUGGAGUACGUGGGGGCUUCGGGGGGUCGACACGUGUGUGCCACCCCGCCCCCGAGGGGCAGCAUCGGCUCGGCCGACGGGUCGGUCUGCAACGACAACUGCUGCACGACGAGGAGGUCCCAGAACUCCUUGACCGUGGCUGUUUGGAGGGCAGCGGCGCCUUCGCAGCCCCCAGCCCCACAGCAACAGCCCUCGCCGCCGCAACAACGUACUACCACUCCAGUAACUGAUGACGCAUCAUCAUCCGACCCGAAACCCUCCGAAACACCAGAACUUCGCCAGCCUCAACAUUCGCCAGCGUCGUCGAAAAUCCCACCCGUCCAAAGGGCGGUUUCCUUGCCAGCAACCUCUCCCCCGGAACGGCCCAGGAUACAACCCCGUCUAGGGUACACCCAAAGCGAGAGGUUGCCAAAUCGGCCAUCGUUAGCUCGAUCUUUAUCACGGAAAGAAAUGAUCAAAAAUUACAUAAAGAAGGAAACUGCCACUUUUUUCGGUGUGGAUGAAGAGAGUGAGGAGAAACAGCAAAGGAGAUGGCUGGAUCGCAGGAUCAGAAUGGCUUCCAGGACGUAUGGGCCGUUAAAAGAUGAGUACAGGACGUUGGGGUCGACGUAUAGACGGACCAUUUCCGAGAUGGCUCCGGGCGGCCGGAUGUCGGGACAGUUACAAGCUGAAAGACCUGAUGUUCUUCCGGGGCCGAACGAUGUUGUAGACACUAAUCAGGAGAGGUUGCAUGAGGUCACGGUGCGGCGAAAGGACUCGGUGGCGAGAAUGACCUGGGACGGCUUGUCCUACGUUGUUAAUACUUUGACGAGACACCGACCUAGAAGAAGAUCACAACAGAGCCAGCAAUCGAGGAGUUUUCCACCUGACACUCCUUACAGUUCCAGCAGUGUCGAAGAGGAAACAUUUUUCCAAAAACCGACUUCUCCGACCUCGCCCCGACCCCAGGAGGAAGGUGACACGAUAGAUAGGGGUCACGAAGCCACCCUCCAACCAGCAUACAGAGACCGGUUAACAAUCCGGCCGGGUUCUGGGGGUUGGAGAAGAGAGCCCCAUGUGGUGUUACGACAUGAGGGACAGAAUAGACCCACAGUUGGAGGUUCGAGGGUGUUUUCGUCAUUGCUUGACAACGUUUUAGACAAUUCAAACCGUCGACAAUAUGGUAUGGGUUGGGUGGGUCGAAUGUUCGGGCGUUCGAUACGACAUUCGGUGACUCAAGAUGACAAGAUUUUACAACAAUUGGACGACAUGGAGGACCAUAGACCGAUGUUCACUUAUUGGGUGACGACAGUACAAAUUUUAGUUUUGUUUAUUUCUUUAGUGUGUUACGGGUUGGGGCCCUUUGGGAUUGAUUUACAUUCAAGGUCGGGACAAGUCUUAGUGACUAGUUUGUCGUUACAACAGGUUGAUUACAUGGAACCGGCGAAUUUUUGGUUUGGCCCAAGAGCCAGCGAUUUGAUUCAUUUGGGGGCGAAAUUCGCCCCUUGUAUGAGAAUAGAUGACAAGAUUUCGCAACAGAUUGAUAAGAUUAGGGCAAAAGAACGGGAAACAGCGUGUUGUAUCAGGAAUGACGAUUCGGGGUGUGUGCAAUCGUCACAGGCCGAUUGUUCUUUGAGAGGAUUAAGACCUACGAAAACAAUAUCGAAGUGGAAGAAAUGGAGCGCCGGCGAGGCAGGUCCUGGGGGGCGCAUUUCCGGUUCAGUCUGCGGCUUAGACCCAAAAUUUUGUGAUGCCCCGGCAAGUGUGCACCCAUACGAAUGGCCCGAUGACAUCACAAAAUGGCCCAUUUGUCGCAAGACCAACACCCAAUUCUCCAUUCAGAAACGUAGUGGAAGUCGGGAUAAAAGCGCCGAACAUAUGGUCUGUGAAGUCAUUGGACACCCAUGCUGCAUUGGCAUCCACGGCCAAUGCAAAAUCACCACCAAGGAGUACUGCGAUUUCGUUCAAGGGACGUUUCACGAAGAAGCUUCCUUGUGCUCGCAGGUGUCUUGUUUGAACGACGUGUGCGGAAUGCUUCCGUUCUACUUCGCCGAAACCCCAGAUCAGUUCUACCGCCUGUGGACCUCCUUGUUUCUCCACGCCGGAGUCCUCCAGCUGGCCGUCACUGUCCUCAUCCAGUAUUUCUUGAUGCGAGAUUUGGAAAAACUGACGGGGAGUCUCCGCAUCGGCAUCAUCUACAUCGGGUCGGGCGUCGCCGGUAACCUCGCCAGCGCCAUCUUCGUGCCCUAUCGAGCCGAUGUUGGUCCUGCCGGGUCGCAAUUCGGGCUGUUGGCGUGUCUGAUCGUGGAGGUUCUCAACUCGUGGCCCAUGCUGAAACACCCCAACCAGGCCCUCUGUAAGCUCCUCUCCAUCACUCUCGUCCUCUUCCUUAUCGGCCUCCUGCCUUGGGUCGAUAAUUACGCUCAUUUGUUCGGUUUUGUGUUCGGUUUUCUGUUAUCGUACGCGUUGUUGCCGUUUAUUUCGUUCGGUGUGUACGAAAGACGCAAGAAGAUUGUCCUGAUUUGGGUGUGUUUGGUCUCGGCUGGGGUCCUUUUUAUCUGUCUGGUCCUCCUCUUCUACAUUAUACCGGUUUACGACUGCAAAAUCUGCUCGUACUUCAAUUGUAUACCGUUCACGCGCGAUUUCUGUGCUUCGCAAAAUAUUAAUUUCAAAAGAGAGGAACCUAUAGUAUGACAAAUAGGGUUACGGUUUGUAACCGUAUUGUUUUAUUACAUUAUUUUUGAAAGUACUUAAGUUUUUAUAAAUGCUUGAUUUAAUAAAUUUUGUUUGUUUUUUUUU